Messenger RNA from Nomia melanderi (Alkali bee), 1631 nucleotides. Its product is annotated as WD repeat-containing protein 55 homolog. The record is from RefSeq and is a predicted model, not a curated record. NCBI's taxonomy places the organism in Eukaryota, Metazoa, Arthropoda, Insecta, Hymenoptera, Halictidae. Gene Ontology annotation, molecular function: protein binding.
UGUAUAAGGCUGUUUGUUACGGUCUCAUAGAAAUCGGCCAUAGGAUUAUUUAUUUUCACUGUUUCACGUGUAGGUUCAAGGGAAGUUUGUAAAUAGUAAUGCAUGGUAGAAAAGCUUUGAAAGCGUAAUAUAUUCUAUUGUUCAACAUGCAGUUAAAUAAAGGGAAAUUGAUAGGAAAUUUAGCUGUUGACAAUCACGAUAGUGAUGAUAGUGAAGACAGCGAUGAAAGUAUGCAGGCAUCUACAGAUAGCGAUGAAACAAUGAGCAGUAGUGAUGAAUCUGAAUCAGAGGAUGAAAAUCAUGAAGAAAAUUCAAAUAAUAAUGAGAUUCACGCCCGUACAAGUGAAGACAUAGAACCAAUAUUGUUAAAUGAAGAUGAGGAAGAAGAUGAAGUUGUGAAAGCCAUAAUUAGAUCAAAAGACACACAAAAAGAUCAUCCUCCUUCUAUUACAACAGAAGAACACAUAGUAGAUAUAUGCUUUCAUCCUAAUUCAAAUAUUCUUGCUGCAGCUAACAUAGUUGGCGAUGUUUGCCUAUACAAGUAUAGCAAUACAGAAACAGAACUUGUUUCAACUUUGGAAUUACAUCUUAAACCAUGUCGUGACAUUGAAUUUAAUGAAGAUGGAACAACAUUAUUUUCAACUGCUAAGGACCUAGCCAUAAUGCUCACUGAUGUUCAAACUGAGAAACUAAAAAGAGUAUAUGAAAAUGCACAUGAUGAACCUAUCUACACAAUGACUGUAAUCGGGGAACAUAUGUUUGCAACAGGAGACGAUGAUGGUGUAGUAAAAUUAUGGGAUCUUAGGCAAGCAGGAAAUGUACCUGUAUUUUCAAUAAAAAAGAUGGAAGAUUAUGUAAGCUCAAUAAUAACAAACAGAGAAGGAAAAUAUUUAGUGUGUGGAAGUGGAGAUGGUUCUCUCACUACAUUCAAUAUACUAGGGAAAAAAUUACAUGUUCAGUCGGAAGAGUAUGACGAGGAAUUGACAUGCCUUGGUUUAUUUAAAAAUGAAACGAAAAUUCUUGUGGGGACUAGCAAAGGAAAAAUGUAUAUAUAUAAUUGGGGAGAGUUUGGACUCCACUCUGAUGAGUUUCCAAGUGUAACAAAGAAGGCUAUAAAUUGUAUGGUUCCAAUUACUGAGAAUGUAGUAAUAACAGGAGGAGAAGAUGGAAUGCUCAGAGCUACUAGUUUGUUUCCUCGUAAUAAUCUUGGGAUCGUGGGUCAACAUACUUUCUGCAUUGAAGCCACUGAUAUAAAUAGCGAUGGUACUUUAAUUGCAUCUUCCUCGCACAAUAAUGAUAUCAAAUUUUGGAAUGUGCAAUAUUUCGAAACUUUAGACGUAGCUCACCGUGUGAAAGGUGGAAAACAAAAACAAUUGAAAUAUAAUCUUCCAAGUAGUAAGACUGAUAAUGCAUCAAGUUUCUUUUCAGACCUUUAGAAUAGAAACGUAAAUAAUAAUUUUAUAUAAAAUGAGUCGUUGAAUGUAUUGUAAGUUAUUAAACAUCAUUUUGCAAAGAAGUGUUAAUGGAGUACAUUAUGAUACACGAGUUUAUUUAUUUUAUGAUUCUCAUAUACUUACAUUAAAAAUUUAUUACUGUAUUAUACGAAUGUAAAAACGACAAUAAAAUUACAU